AUGGAGCCGAAGGCGGGUGUCACCAAGCAGGACAUCCGUGAACAGAUCUGGGACUACAUGGAAUCAAAUAAUUUAGCCGACUUUCCCCGACCUGUUCAUCACAGAAUCCCAAACUUCAAGGGGUCACUCGUGGCUUGCCAGAACGUCAGAGAGCUCGAAGUGUUUGCCAGGACGCGGGAACUGAAAGUGGACCCUGAUAAACCUCUGGAAGGUGUCCGGCUGCUGGCACUGCAGAGCCACAAAACCUUACUGGUUCCAACACCACGACUGAGGACAGGGCUGUUUAACAAGAUAGUGCCGCCUCCCGGGGCAAGGAAGGACAUCCUGAGAAAAUGCGCCACCUCACAGGGUGUGCGGGACUACAGUGUGCCCAUCGGCCUGGAUGCCAAGGUCCUCGUGGAUCUGAUCGUUGUGGGGUCCGUUGCUGUGUCUGAACAAGGUUGGCGGAUUGGGAAGGGAGAAGGCUUCGCUGACUUGGAGUAUGCCAUGAUGGUGUCGAUGGAGGCUGUCCGCGACGAGACACCUGUGGUCACGGUCGUCCACGACUGCCAGGUCGUUGACAUUCCUGAAGGACUCGUGGAGGACCACGACCUCACCGUGGACUAUGUGCUCACACCCACGCGGGUCAUCAAGACAGGGUGUCAACGCCCCAGGCCAAAGGGCAUCAUGUGGUGUAAGAUCCGCCCUGAGGUACUACAGCGAAUACCUGUGCUGAGGAGCCUCCGCUGGCGGGAGCAGCAGGCUGGGAAGGACGUCACGCUCUGGGGCCAGCAGCAGCGGCAUGAGGCUUCCCCAGACGCCACCCAGAGGCCCUGGGACGUCCCUCAGGAUGUCCUCCAGCCAGCCAAGGGACCUGUGCCCACAGCCCACAGCCGUCAGCACAGGGGUCGUUCACCUCCCACCAUCACGGCCACUGUGUGUGUGGAGGGCCUCCCUGCAGGCACCCGUGUGGGUCAGCUGAAGAGAAUCCUCCAGGAGCACCAGGCCACCCCACUGCGACUCACCUGGCAGGGCCCGCGGCGUCCGGCACUCCUGGGCUACAGGGACGCAGCUGAGGCCGAGCGGGUGGUCACCUGCCUACAGGACCUGCACCUGGGUACCAGCACCCUGCAGGUGGAGCUGGGGAGCAGUGGGGGGACAGAGAGGACGGGCAGAGCCAGGCAGGGGGACAGGAAGAAUGGGCAGAGCCAGGCAGGGGGACAGUGA
Molecule: messenger RNA, 1206 nt
Organism: Chrysochloris asiatica (Cape golden mole)
Lineage: Eukaryota; Metazoa; Chordata; Mammalia; Afrosoricida; Chrysochloridae
Gene: MTHFSD
Product: methenyltetrahydrofolate synthetase domain containing
Exons: 8
Coding region: 1-1206 (401 amino acids)
Cellular component (GO): cytoplasm
Molecular function (GO): nucleic acid binding
Source: RefSeq, a predicted model, not a curated record